Messenger RNA from Didymodactylos carnosus, 1150 nucleotides. Lineage: Eukaryota; Metazoa; Rotifera; Eurotatoria; Philodinida; Philodinidae. The record is from the annotation of a GenBank genome assembly.
ACGUUAACGUUAAUUUUAACGUAAACGUAAAGUACGUUAACGUUAAUUUUAACGUAAACGUAAAGUACGUUAACGUUAAUUCUAACGUAACGUUAAUGUGACAGUCCUAUCAUUGAUAAAUAAUUCAUCGACUGUCACCUGUGUGUGUAAAAAUAUUCGAUGGUAUGACAAGCGGUGUCAUUUAUUUACAAUCAGUCCUGAUUCUGAUCUUCAGACACUAGACUUACAUUCAAAUUUACAACGCAAAAUAAUUUAUGCUUUUCCAUUUAAUAUUGAAUUUGAUGCAUUAGAAACAAUUUUUCAUGAAAACGGUGACACUGUUGACAAAUUCAUUAUUCUGGAAUCAAACUAUUCAGCCUAUGGAGAUUCAAAACCAAGGCGUCUACAUGAAAAAUUACAAAAUGAUUCGAGUUAUUUAAAGAAAUUUCGUGAAAAAAUUGUUUACAUCUUUUUAGAUCACUUUCCGGAAGAUGGAAGAAAGGACGGAUGGAUUGCCGAUAGACAUAUACGAGCAUCCUUAGGAACAUUAGGCGUUAAAAGUAUCAUCAAUACACUCUCACCGCAUGAUAUUAUAUUAGUUACAGAUAUCGAUGAAAUUAUUUCGCGUGAAACUAUAUUAAAAUUAAAGUCAAAAAAUCUACCAUCAGAACCAUUUGGUAUGGACUUUUAUCGGUCAAUUUACGGAUACUUUUGGCGUCUUCCUGAGCCUACUAGAACUGUGAAUGGUUGUACAAUAAAAAUGUUAAAAUAUGCCUUUGAUUUCGAUACAUACGCUCUGCGUGAUUGGCAAAUGUCAAGACGAAAAAUACAAGUUGAAGAAUAUGUGACACUUUUCAAUAUAUCGAAUAAAGUGUUUUAUUUUCCUCGAGCGGGAUGGCACUGUUCAUGGUGUUUCACACCCGAAAAUAUAGCUAUAAAAUUAAUAUCGGCUCAAAAUGGUGAUUUUCCACGUUGGGGUGACUAUCCAGAGAAACGUAGUAUUAUUUACAUAAAAAACAAUAUUAAAAAUGGUUUAUGGUUUGAUGGGAAAUCACUUGAUGCUGUAAACUUGAACAUGUUAGAUCCAGAUUUUGCUCCACAACAUGUUUUGAAAAAUUUUAAGAAAUACGAGCACAUUAUUCGAAAUAAAUAUGAGAAUGAAGCAUUGUAA